Messenger RNA from Branchiostoma belcheri (Belcher's lancelet), 1758 nucleotides. Its product is annotated as aquaporin-8-like. The transcript is spliced from 7 exons. Gene Ontology annotation, molecular function: water channel activity. Bases 98 to 931 code for a protein of 277 amino acids. Gene Ontology annotation, cellular component: plasma membrane. Gene Ontology annotation, biological process: transmembrane transport. The record is from RefSeq and is a predicted model, not a curated record. Lineage: Eukaryota; Metazoa; Chordata; Leptocardii; Amphioxiformes; Branchiostomatidae.
GACGUUACCAGUUAGAACUGGCGAGGUCCCGUUUGAGUUCUAGUCUCUUUCCUUGUCGUUCUCCUCUACAAUUUCUGAAAACUCAAGACUGAGACCCAUGUCGGAACGUCGACUCGAACGGCUUCCCGGCAGCAACGGCCACAUGGCGUCUGAGGCGGACAGCAUUCUCACGGUCAACAGGUCAAGAAAGGCAGAAGCGCCGCCUAGCUCCUGGUACGAGAAGUACCUCCAGCCGUGCAUCGCGGAGUUCGUCGGCCAGAUCGUCUUUGCGUUCGUCGGAACGAUGGUGACGGGUUACGCGGCUCGUGGCGGGCCUACAUGGUUGAUCGGCAUCGCCCUGACGCACGGGCUGACCAUAGCCCUGCUCGUCGUGGGGCUGGGGCACAUCAGCGGAGGCCACUUCAACCCUGCCGUGACCUUGGGAGUGACCUUGGCGGGGGGAAUCCACCCGCUGCUGGCGGGAGGGUACGGAGUCAGUCAGCUGAUGGGCUCCAUGAUCGGCGCGGCGUUUACCAAGGCGAUCCUCCCCAACACGACGUACCUGGACUGCCAUGGCGGCACGCACAGUAUCGGGGAGGGCGUGUCUGUGGGCGGCGCGAUCCUGUGCGAGGCCCUCCUCACCAUGACCCUGGUCAUGACCGUCAUCAUGUCCGCAGUGGACUCCGCCUCCAAGGGCAAGGCUCUGCCGCCGCUCGCCAUCGGACUGGCCGUGGUCAUCGGCAUACUGGCCGGCGGCCCGUUCUCCGGAGCGUCUCUGAACCCUGCCCGCGCGUUCGGUCCCGCCGUGGUGGCCGGGAUCUGGACGGACCACUACGUCUGGUGGCUGGGACCUCUGAUAGGUGGACUCAUCGCGGGAGCGCUGCACAGGGCAUUCCUGGCGAGCAACGACCGACGGCUUCUAUUUAAAAAUGACGAAACGCGAGGCUACUAAAGAACUACAGAGGUCAAGGGCGAUAGAACGGGUGGGGAGGGGGGCGGUAGUGAAGGUCACCAUGUUUGUGACGGAUGUUCUUUUACUAGAGCUGUUCUUGUAUUGGGGACUGUGUGCCAAGGUCAGUUUAACUAAGGGGAAAAGAAAAUGGAAGAACGGGUAAUGUGUAAGUAGGAGAAAAGCCGAGAAAGUCAAAUAUAAUUGGAGGCCCUGAUGUUUCAUUUCAAUUAUGUACGGGCCUGCUUACUUUUGAACCAUUAUAUCUGUUGAACACAUGCUUUUGUUAACCUUCAGUAUACCAAGGUAGCUAUUUGGCACCUUUUUGUUUAUUGCUUAUGGGUUCAUAGAUACAAGGAGAAGGUUAAAAUAGCUUACCUUAGAUUAUCGUCUUCGCCAUAUAUAACGUUAGUCUUCCUGAAAUUGGUAAUUUUGUGCAUAUCAUUAAAUAGAGGUUUAGUGUUUUACGGUUCUUGCCAAUGUCAUAAUUAAGCCCGAUUUAAAAGUCUUUGAAUAUACGAUAUACUGUUGCAAACACGAUAUAUCUAUGCUAUGAAGUUAGUUGGGCAUCUAAGAUGCAUGAUAUUAUACUAUAUGUAAUUAUAGUAUAGGAAAAUUACUGGAAGAUCAUGACAUCAAUGUACAAUAUAAUCCAGAUUUGCAUUUGUAUGCAUACCUAGUUUGGACAAGUACGAGUAUGUGUCUGCAUUUUUGGAAUUGCAAACGUUUCAGAAAAAGGUUAACGAAUCUAGACAAAACGGUCUUCUUGACAGGAUUGAAGCUUUAGGGAUAAUUUAGUGACUCGAUAAAAUUGCGAUUAAACCUGCUCU